AUGGCAAUUCAGUCUGGCGCGUCGCAGUUGGACGAAUUUGUGUUUACGCUCCUCUGCAAGUGUCCCCCGGAACUUCUUCACCGUCUACUGAGUACUCUGUCAGGCAGUCUUGAGGAACAUCUUUCUGUCGCGCGGCGAGAGCAGAAUCUGCUUCGCCUCUUACGCAUUGGGCUGCAACAGCAAACCUCACCAGCCUCAACUUCGGCCGAUGAAUCAGACAGUACAAGCUCCUUCCUUGCCUGCCGACACGGUAUCGCUCGGUUUGUGCGAUCUGUCGCGCGGGUAUACACCAGCAUCGUGCUGGGUCUUGCUCCGGAUCAUUACAAGAAGAAACCUCGACUAGCCUCCCAGUCACAACCCCUGGAAUUAUGCCGUCUCGUGUUUCUCCAUCUGGCACCUGUGGCUUGUGUGGAACUGUCACUUCUUGCUGUGGGCCUGUUGAGUCCCGUUCGAACUGGUGGUCUUCGACCCUUUGCCACCUACACCUUGACAUCCCAGACAAACGAGGCUAUCCACGCCUUUGACCAGGUGAUUACGAGCGAGCGCGUGCAGGGCAUACGGAGGCAACCAGCUGGGAGCAGUAUCGACUGUCCCAAUGGUAUUGUCCGACGGUCCAUGUACAAAGAUCCCAACUAUCUGCCCUCCUGGAAUGCAAAGCAGCACUGUUUGGCUGCCUCAACCACUACAGGGGAAGAGGAGGAAGGGAGCAAGACUGUGGAGGACGGACGCGAAGGUAGCGCAGCCGGUGCUUGCAAUAAGCCUGGCGCAGUCGUCGCCGGUGCCGCAUCUACCGACAGUCGAUUUUCAGAUGCCACGAAGAAGGCCGAGAAGACGGGGAAGGAGGCAGCCCCUACCACUGAUGACUCGAGUGGAGUAUCGACUGCCGCACAACUCCGCGUUUUCAAUGUUUCGGCGAUGAUCGAGAGAUCGCAACCGGUUGAUCUGAGCACAAACAUUUCAGCAGGAGAGGCUGGAGUUGAGAACUUGACGACACCUACCAUGAACUUGGCGGCUGCUCCAGAUGAUGUUGCCUGCCCAGACUCUGAAUCUGAUGAUGAGACUGCAGUUGACACUCUUCCUCCCUCCCGUCUUCGCUCGGUCCUUGACAAUGAGAGAAUGACUGUCGGUAGUAGCACUUCUUCAUUACGUGGUUACACUCCUAGACCCCAUCGUCGCACCUAUCGUACCGGCUUUGCUGAGGAUACUCGCAAUCCCUCUAACAGAAGCCCCUUGGCUCGUCACUCACGCCGAGGCCUGACGGACGCAGAGGAUGAAGAGGACGACAUAACAUCUCUCAUUUCUCCCCCCGAAGUCAUUGAAAGCGAUGACCAGGACCCAAUCGCCGAAGCACUAAGUGUUGGCUUGCGUCCUCAGCAGGACUCUGAUUCGGAGGGCACUGAUGCCGAUGUUCAGAGUACCGAAUUAGACGGGGAUGCCACACAGCCGUUACCACCAAUGGCUCCGCUACCACUCUUAGACAACUCCGAGCAAACCAUUUGGUCGGCAGGCGAAAACGAUACUGUCACCCCUGCGCGGGGCGUUGCUGCAGCAGCCUCGGAAGACGAGGAGGCGAAUAAGUCGGUUGCGAGCAGUUCCAGACCCACUACCUCGGCUGAAGACCAGUUGAUGGAGAGUUCUUCUGUCCUCAAUGUCGAACGCGGGAGUCAACGCAAGAACUUCUCUCACCUCUCUGAGUAUGUACGUGAUGUGAUUAAACGCGUGUCGGAGGAGCCUUCUCGAACCGGACUCCCACCCUCACCGAAAUUCAUGCGUCUUCUGUCUCCUGAAGAACAGGGGCGACAGCAAAGACUGACACCUGGAAGUUACGCUGCCGAUGCUGCUGCUGCGUCUGGUGCUGCUACCACCUCAUCUUCCCUUGACUGUUUCGCAAAUCCUGAUGAGGAGGUUAGCGAGCGCCGCAGAUCCUCUGUCAUUGUCUACAGAGAGUUGUCUGACUCCCAGGGGUCUGCU
Dibothriocephalus latus is the source of this 1971-nucleotide messenger RNA. NCBI's taxonomy places the organism in Eukaryota, Metazoa, Platyhelminthes, Cestoda, Diphyllobothriidea, Diphyllobothriidae. The record is from the annotation of a GenBank genome assembly.